AUAUUAAUAUUCUCAUUUUACAAUUUUGUAAGAUAAUACGCCUGAAAAUAGGCAUCAGCUGAUAAUGUGCAGGUUAUGAAAGUUACAACUUGUAAGUCCCUACAAAGCAAUGCCGUUCUUUAAAGUUGUUGGCAAAACUUGUGGUUUUAUAGGCUAUGUUUUCCAAUACGCUUGUAUUACGCAUUGCACGUUUGAAUAUAUAGGAGAUUUUGUGAUGUGUUCAGGCCCAUCAAUGGAGCCUACUUUAGAAACAAAUAAUAUUUUACUCACAGAGCACAUAACUCCGAGGUUUCAAAGGCUACGUCGAGGUGAUAUUGUCAUUGCGAAAAGUCCUAACAAUCCUAGGCAGAACAUCUGUAAAAGAGUAAUAGGCCUCCCUGGAGACAAAAUGAGGGGUCAAUUUCCAAGAAGAAGCCAAGUGGUGCCAAGAGGGCAUGUAUGGUUAGAAGGAGAUAAUGCAAGCAACUCAUCUGACUCUCGGCUCUAUGGACCAGUGCCUCAGGGCUUGAUCAGGAGUAGAGUACUAUGCCGAGUUUGGCCUUUAGACAAAAUCUCAUCGUUGACUGAUGUUUAACUGUUUUACCAUACUUAUCUCAAAUUGUAUUUGUAAAUAAAUAGCAGACAAGUAUGCUCCAA
Messenger RNA from Cydia amplana, 636 nucleotides. Its product is annotated as mitochondrial inner membrane protease subunit 1. The transcript has 2 exons. The record is from RefSeq and is a predicted model, not a curated record. Gene Ontology annotation, molecular function: serine-type endopeptidase activity. Lineage: Eukaryota; Metazoa; Arthropoda; Insecta; Lepidoptera; Tortricidae. Gene Ontology annotation, cellular component: mitochondrial inner membrane peptidase complex; membrane. The coding region runs from base 110 to 574 and encodes 154 amino acids.